This is a messenger RNA of Colletotrichum orchidophilum, 1263 nucleotides long. RefSeq names its product globin. Gene Ontology annotation, biological process: nitric oxide catabolic process; cellular response to nitrosative stress. Gene Ontology annotation, cellular component: intracellular anatomical structure. Gene Ontology annotation, molecular function: nitric oxide dioxygenase [NAD(P)H] activity; heme binding; FAD binding. The record is from RefSeq and is a predicted model, not a curated record. The coding region runs from base 1 to 1263 and encodes 420 amino acids. The transcript has a single exon. Lineage: Eukaryota; Fungi; Ascomycota; Sordariomycetes; Glomerellales; Glomerellaceae.
AUGGCUUUGACAUACAAGCAAUCACAACUCGUCAGGGGCACGAUCCCGGCUCUCCGUGAGCACGGCGAGACUAUCACAACUAUAUUUUAUGCCAAUAUGCUCCGAGCUCAUCCCGAACUUCAUGACCAUUUCAACAAGGUUAACCAGGCCAACGGCCGCCAACCCCGCGCCUUGACCGGCGUCAUCCUAUCUUUCGCCGCAAACCUCAACCACAUCAGCGAGCUAAUUCCAAAGCUUGAGCGUAUGUGCAACAAGCACUGCUCCCUUGGAAUUCUGCCCGAACACUAUGACAUCGUGGGCAAGUACCUCAUCCAGGCCUUUGGGCAGAUCCUCGGUCCAACCAUGACCCCAGAGAUCCGCGAGGCCUGGACAAAGGCCUACUGGAUUCUCGCAAAGAUGCUCAUCGGCCGCGAGGCCCAGAUGUAUCGCGAAUUCGACGAUGACAAGUGGAAGGGAUGGCGCGAUUUCCGCAUCGAGAGGAAGGUUGCCGAGACGGACGACAUCUUCUCCUUCUACUUGGUGCCGGUCGACGGCAAACGACUUCCCGACUUCUACCCAGGCCAAUACACCUCGAUCCGUACCACGAUUCCUAUGUUGGGCCACUUGCAGUCACGACAGUACUCACUCAGUGACUCACCGCGACCUGAUUACUACCGUAUUACCGUGAAACGUGACCAAGGCGCCAAGGUUGGCAAGGGCGCGGCCGUCUUCCACCUCAACCCUGGUGUCUUCUCCAACCACCUCAUCGACGAGAAGAAGCCAGGUGACAUUGUCGAGCUGACACAUCCUACUGGCGAUUUCUUUUUCGACACCCACGCCGCCGGCACUCUCCCCGUCGUACUCAUCUCCGCCGGUGUGGGCGUCACCCCUCUGAUGUCCAUCUGCAACACCAUCAUCGAGCGCCAGGCUGUCCGCCCCAUCUCCUGGAUUCACUGCUCAGCUCGCGCCGCCCCUUUUGAAGAGCAUAUCCGCAAGAUCGCUUACAGUCGCGCCAACUUCAUCACCAAGUUCUUCCGUUCUCAAAUCGCCGAUGUCGAAGACGACGACUCGCUCUCCUCCUCAAGCGACUUUGGCCUUCGCAUGGAUCUUGCGCGGAUAGCACCCGAAGAGCUCUACCUCAGUCAUGGCGGUGCGGAGUACUACAUCUGCGGACCUGAGAUCUUCAUGGUUGAGAUGUCACAGUUCCUCAUUAACCAGGGUGUCGACCCCAACAGAGUCAAAUUCGAGCGAUUUACUACAGGCGAUUUGGAGUUCAAAAAAUGA